Clonostachys solani is the source of this 366-nucleotide messenger RNA. NCBI's taxonomy places the organism in Eukaryota, Fungi, Ascomycota, Sordariomycetes, Hypocreales, Bionectriaceae. The record is from the annotation of a GenBank genome assembly.
AUGCAGAUGUAUCUUGGGUCCAGAGACGAUCCCAUCAGUGCCUUGUUGCUUCGAACCAAGUCUAGAGUCUGGUUUCCGACAAUCCCGCGCGUCACCGAGAAUCAACAUCUCCCGACCGUCAACAACGUCACCAUUGACAAUCAGCACCCGCUGUCAGCUACCGAAUUGGACAACGACCUCCGCAGCAUUGGAGCUUGGUCGGACGGGGUUGAAGCAAACAUACGAGCAGCUGAUGCAGCAGCUACAAGAGCAGAAAGUACCUCCUUGCCAGUUGUCUCCGCAGAGUCCCCAACCACCGUCGAGCGGCCGAUACAUCCUGAAGAGUAUUCCUUCAACGAGAUCUCCAUACAACGGGCGAGGGUUUGA